AUGCUUGUAGAAAAAGUUUCAUUUCAAGUAAGUUUCAAAGGAAAAACUCUCCAGAUAAAAGAUUUCCCUUUUGAUAAAACAAUAUUGGAACUAAAAGAACAUCUUGAAGAAUUAACAAAUAUUCCUAAAGAAUAUCAAAAAUUGAUAUUUAAAGUUAUAUUGAAAGAUGCUUUCACAUUACGAGAAGGUAAUAUUAAAAAUGGUACCAAGGUGAUGUUAAUGGGUAGUUCGCAACAGGAAAUCCAAAAUUUAAAAGAAUCUGAAUCAAAGUCGUCGUCGAUAAAACACGAAUCAAAAUAUGCGAUUAACCCAUAUAAAAAUUUGAAAAAAGUUCAAGGUUUAAAUUCACAGAAAUACACGUUUCAUCAAAUAAGAGUAAUUGAAAAAAUUCCAAAAUCUGAAAAAGCACAUGAAAUACUUGAAAGGUUACGCGAUGAUCGAGGGAUAAAAGCCAUAAUGCAAAAAUAUAAAUUUUCAGUUGGAACGCUGCAAGAGAUGGAUUUUUCUAGAAUGUUUCUAUCAUCUAAUAAUACAAAAUUAUUGGGAUAUAACCUCAACAGAGGAGAAUCAAUCUCGUUGAGAUUGAGAACUGAUGAUUUGCAAGGAUUCAGACAUUAUGCUGAUAUUAAAAAAGUUUUAUUGCAUGAGUUAACACAUAAUGUUUGGGAUGGACACGGUGAAAAUUUCCAUCAACUCAAUAGACAACUUAAUAAAGAUGCCGUCUCAUUAGAUUGGACUUUAUCAGAUGGCAAAAAACUUUCCAAUGAGGAGUUUUAUAAUCCAUCAGAACAAGAAGGAAUUGAUACUAGAUCAUGGCAAGGUGGUGCUUAUGUGUUAGGCGGUGAUACUGAACGUGCUAAAAUGCUUUCUAAACGUGAACUUUUAGCUGAAGCUACAUUAAUGCGAUUAACGAAAGAAGAGAAAGAGUUGGACGAAAGCUGUGGGUCUGGAUCCAACCCUUCAUCUGAUCCUACGUUUGAAAAUCAUUAA
Molecule: messenger RNA, 990 nt
Organism: Entrophospora candida
Lineage: Eukaryota; Fungi; Glomeromycota; Glomeromycetes; Entrophosporales; Entrophosporaceae
Source: the annotation of a GenBank genome assembly